GGUCGGCCAGCAAGGUCCUCCUGGACCCACCCUACUGAUUCAGCCCCCUGAUUUUUCUCUCUAUAAAGGAGAAAAGGGUGUAAAAGGAAUGCCUGGAAUGGCUGGACCUCCAGGAUCACCAGGACCCAAGGGAGAGCCAGGAAUUGGGGAAAAAGGAGAAAAGGGCAUUCCUGGGUUCCCGGGCCCUCGGGGCGACCCAGGCUCCUAUGGACCUCCAGGUUUUCCAGGAUUAAAGGGGGAAACGGGACUGUUUGGAGAUCCUGGACCAUUUGGAUUUCUUGGCCCAAAGGGGGAUCCCGGAGACCGUGGACACCCAGGACCGCCAGGUGUUCUGGCCACGCCACCUUUUCCGCUUAAAGGCCCUCGGGGAGAUCCCGGACUCCCUGGACACUAUGGAGAGAUGGGGGCUGCUGGAGCCCCUGGUCCCCCUGGAGCCCCGGGCAGACCAGGGAAAGCCUGUCCAGGCAUGAUGGGACACCCUGGGCCACGAGGACUUCCUGGUCAUCCUGGACUUCCAGGGGCAGCUGGUGUACCAGGAAGACCUGAUUCUGCUCCAGGAAAACCAGGGUACCCAGGACCACCUGGGUUGCCUGGACCACCAGGGCUGCAGGGACCUCCAGGAUCAGAUGUUUUGUAUUGUAGUGCUGGGCAUCCUGGAUCACAAGGAGUAAAAGGCAAAAUGGGUCCUCCAGGAAGAAGGGGCUCAAAAGGAGAAAAAGGAAACGCGGGGCUCUGUGCCUGCAAGCCCUGUCCCGUGGGCUCACCAGGCCCUCCAGGACUUCCCGGGAGGCCGGGUAGUAAGGGAGACUUGGGGCCCCCCGGAUGGCCUGGAGAAAAAGGUCACCCAGGCCCUCCUGGUGCUGAAGGAUCCGCAGGGCCACCAGGAAAACCUGGUGCCCCAGGACGACCCGGCAACAAAGGAGAAAAGGGUGACACGGUUGUAUCAAGAGUUAAAGGGCGCAAAGGAGAAAGAGGUCCUGAUGGCCCCCAAGGAUUUCCAGGGCAGCCAGGACAAGAUGGUUGGGAUGGACAUGCUGGAGAAACAGGGGAUCCAGGACUGCCAGGGGAUCAUGAAGACGCAAUCCCAGGUGAUCGAGGAUUUCCUGGACCGCCAGGCCCCCCUGGCAGAGAAGGACCCACGGGGCCUCCAGGACUGGGACUUCCUGGCCCACUGGGACAAAGGGGGCCUCCAGGAUCUCCGGGCUGCCCAGGAAAGAGGGGCCCUGAUGGCGUGAAGGGUCAGGAAGGUGAUACGAUUUCUUGUAAUGUCUCCUACCCUGGGAGGCCAGGCCCUCCAGGUUUUGAUGGACCUCCAGGUCCAAAGGGAUUUCCAGGCCCUCCAGGUCCUCCGGGGCUGUGUUUUGAUGGACAAAAAGGUCGGCGUGGCAAACCAGGAAUAUCAAAAAUACCUGGUCCACCUGGUUUUCGUGGUGACAUGGGAGAUCCAGGUUUUGAAGGUGAAAAGGGGUCCUCUCCUGUUGGGCCCCCAGGCCCUCCUGGUUCACCUGGAAGAAAUGGUCAGAAAGGAAUACCUGGGGACCCUGCUUAUGGCCACCCAGGACCCCCGGGAAAGAGGGGUCCUCCAGGAGUGCCAGGGUUGAAAGGAUCCCGAGGUGACCCAGGAUAUCCAGGGGCUGCAGGGCCACCUGGCAAGCCCGGAUCACCAGGUCUCAAAGGUCCCAAAGGCAGAGAGGGAAGUGCUGGGUUUCCAGGCAUCCCAGGUCCACCUGGCCAUUCCUGUGAAAGAGGUGCUCCCGGGUUACCAGGACAACCGGGACUCCCUGGGACUCCAGGCAGCCCAGGUGCCCCAGGUCAGAAAGGACAGCAAGGAGAUAUGGGACCUCCUGGACCGGUUGGAAUGAAGGGCCUCCCAGGAGUCCCAGGACGGCCAGGGCCAGAUGGACUCCCAGGACUCCCAGGAAUCCCAGGACCCUUUGGUGAUGAUGGACUACCUGGUCUUCCAGGCCCAAAGGGACCCCAGGGACUGCCUGGCCUCCCAGGUUUCCCAGGAGAGAGAGGAAAGCCCGGCCCCGAGGGACAGCCUGGCAGGAAGGGAGAAGCUGGAGAGAAGGGUUGGCCUGGCUUCCGGGGAGACCAGGGAAUGCGAGGUGUCAAAGGAGAGAGAGGACCCACAGGAGAUGCAGGAGAAAUAGCUCUAAUUUCCAAAAAGGGGAAACCCGGAGAAACUGGACCUCCUGGAGAUGACGGACUCCCAGGAAAAGAAGGUGAUAAAGGCAAUCCUGGGAUGCCAGGGAGGAGAGGAGAACCGGGAAGACACGGGCCACCUGGAUUUUACCGAGGAGAGCCUGGUGAAAAAGGGCGGCCAGGGCUUCCUGGACUCCCAGGCCCUCCAGGCUCACCAGGGCAGAGCGGGAUCAUUGGUUUUCCGGGAUUUCCAGGUGACCAGGGUGAGCCGGGGUCUCCAGGGCCUCCUGGAUUUCCAGGAAUUGAUGGAAUGAGAGGACCUAAAGGAAUCAAAGGUGACCCUGCAAGUCAGUUCAGCCCACCUGGUCCAAAGGGUGAGCCAGGUAGCCCUGGAUGUCCAGGGCAUUUUGGAGUCCCUGGAGACAAGGGCUUGCCUGGCAUUCAAGGACCCAAAGGACCACCAGGAAGACCAGGACAGCCUGGCUCCCCCGGACCCCCAGGGUGUCCAGGUAAUCCAGGGAUGCCUGGGCCAAUGGGACAUCCAGGAGAAAUGGGGGAUCCUGGACCAAGAGGCCUCAUGGGGUAUCCAGGGACACCUGGUCUCCCAGGAAUAAAAGGUCCCCCCGGGUUACCUGGCCUGGACGGCCUGCAUGGUUUAAAGGGCCAGAAAGGAACCAAAGGCGCUUCAGGCUGGAAUGCAAAGGGCCCACCUGGGCCAAUGGGAAUACCUGGGCUGAAAGGGGAGACGGGAGACCCCGGAAGCCCAGGAAUUUCUCCUCCAGGCCUUUUUGGAGAAAAAGGUCCCCCAGGUCCCCCAGGGAGACCUGGACCGCCUGGGCCUCCAGGUAUCAGAGGAAGGGCUCCUAAGGGUGACAUUCCUGAGCCGGGUCCACCUGGAGAUCAAGGACCUCCUGGCCCUGAUGGCCCAAGAGGAGCACCCGGGCCUCCAGGGCCCCCUGGGAGUGUUGACCUUCUGCGAGGGGAGCCGGGUGAUUAUGGUGAGCCGGGGCCUCCCGGUCCCAAGGGCCCGCCAGGCCCUCCAGGACGGAAAGGCUUCCCAGGAUGUGAUGGGCCACCUGGCCAGAAAGGACCAAUGGGAUUCCAGGGGCCGCAGGGGCCACAUGGACUUCCUGGGUCACCUGGAGAGAAGGGUUUACCUGGCCCUCCAGGCAGACAAGGGCCCCCUGGUCAUCCAGGAUUCAGAGGUGAACAAGGGCCCCCUGCAGAUGUGGAAGCCUGCCCCCGAAUCCCUGGGCUUCCUGGGGUACCAGGCCCACGAGGACCAGAAGGACCCAUGGGGUUCCCGGGAGUGAAAGGCCCCCCAGGAACAGGGUGCAAAGGAGAGCGCGGGCUGGAUGGCAGGAGGGGCAAGGAUGGCAUCCCAGGGCCCCCUGGACCGCCGGGACACAAAGGUGACAUGGGAGAAGCCGGCUGCCCUGGAGCACCAGGCCCUCCUGGGCCCAUUGGGGAUCCUGGGCCCAAAGGGUUUGGCCCUGGGUACCUCAGCGGCUUCCUCCUGGUUCUCCACAGUCAGACAGACGGAGAGCCCACCUGCCCCGCGGGCAUGCCCAGGCUCUGGACGGGUUACAGCCUGUUAUACCUGGAAGGGCAGGAGAGAGCUCACAGCCAAGACCUCGGUCUGGCGGGGUCUUGCCUCCCCGUGUUUAGCACGCUGCCCUUUGCCUACUGUAAUAUCCACCAAGUGUGCCACUACGCCCAGAGAAACGACAGAUCCUACUGGCUGGCCAGCGCUGCGCCCUUGCCCAUGAUGCCACUCUCGGAGGAGGAGAUCCGCCCGUACAUCAGCCGCUGUGCCGUGUGCGAGGCCCCGGCCCAGGCGGUGGCCGUGCACAGCCAGGACCAGUCCAUCCCCCCUUGUCCGCGUGCCUGGCGCAGCCUCUGGAUUGGGUACUCCUUCCUAAUGCACACUGGAGCUGGGGACCAAGGAGGAGGGCAGGCCCUCAUGUCACCUGGCAGCUGCCUGGAAGAUUUCAGAGCGGCCCCAUUCCUGGAAUGCCAAGGACGGCAAGGGACUUGCCACUUUUUUGCAAAUGAAUAUAGCUUCUGGCUGACCACGGUGAAUCCACACCUGCAGUUUGUCUCGGCACCAUCACCAGACACCUUAAAAGAAAGCCAGGCACAGCGUCAGAAAGUCAGCAGGUGCCAGGUCUGCGUGAAGAGUAGCUAGAGAACCCAAAACUUGCCAAUGUGCCGCCAAGAAAAACUUCCUAGGGGCCUAAGGCAUCCUAGGCUGUGCUACAAGAUUCAAUGGUGCUACUUUCAGACUCCAGGUAUAGCUGUUUCUUCUGUUUCAAUGUGGUUAUUCCCACAGUACUGUAAUCCUUUCCUCUGUUCUGGACGGAUUAAGCAAAGGCUACAUGUAUGGAUUGUUUGGCCCUACCAAUCUAAAUGAAACCCAGAUAUUCUUAUUUUAUUGAG
Molecule: messenger RNA, 4584 nt
Organism: Hipposideros armiger (great roundleaf bat)
Lineage: Eukaryota; Metazoa; Chordata; Mammalia; Chiroptera; Hipposideridae
Gene: COL4A4
Product: collagen type IV alpha 4 chain
Exons: 36
Coding region: 89-4333 (1414 amino acids)
Biological process (GO): extracellular matrix organization
Cellular component (GO): collagen trimer
Molecular function (GO): extracellular matrix structural constituent conferring tensile strength
Source: RefSeq, a predicted model, not a curated record